AUGGAUGCAUCGUUGCUGGAGCGUGCAGCAGCUGUUGGGAGCGCAGAGGCACAGUAUGCCCUGGGUGCCGCGCUGCUUACAGGUUCCAGUGGAGAGCAGGACUUGUCCCGAGCAGCGAGCCUCUUCCGUGCGGCUGCCUUGCAGGGCCAAGCGGCGGCACAGUGCAACCUCGGCGCUAUGUGUGCCCAGGGCCUUGGCACAGCGCAAGACAGCUCAGAGGCGAAGAGCUGGUAUGAGAAGUCUGCUGCACAGGGAAACCUUGAUGCACAGUUUAAUCUCGCCGUGGUGCUGCUGACAGGACCCUCGACGGACGUUCAACGGGCCCGCUGUUUGGCCGCAGAAGCAGCCGCACAUGGCCACGAAAAGGCGAAGGCCUUGCUUGAGAAGUUGGGAGCAUUCCCAGAAGCUGAGGGCGUUGGCGAGCCGUUGCCAACGAAGCGGUUGACAGCCGCGCUGUUGGAAACGAGGACUUUGCUGCAGGGGACGCUCUGCGCCGAGCCGCGGGCGGAAGCCUUCGUGCGGGAUCUCCUUAGCCACCUGGAGGAGCUGCGAAGGGAGUUGCAGAACCCGAAGGAUGCAGAGGGGACAGUGAGGAGUCGGCUCCGCGCAGAAAUCGUAGAUUGA
Messenger RNA from Symbiodinium sp. CCMP2592, 624 nucleotides. The record is from the annotation of a GenBank genome assembly. NCBI's taxonomy places the organism in Eukaryota, Dinophyceae, Suessiales, Symbiodiniaceae.